Messenger RNA from Osmerus eperlanus (European smelt), 2156 nucleotides. It is a transcript of the gene foxd1, whose product is annotated as forkhead box D1. Gene Ontology annotation, biological process: cell differentiation; regulation of transcription by RNA polymerase II; anatomical structure morphogenesis. The record is from RefSeq and is a predicted model, not a curated record. Gene Ontology annotation, molecular function: DNA-binding transcription factor activity, RNA polymerase II-specific; RNA polymerase II cis-regulatory region sequence-specific DNA binding. The transcript has a single exon. The coding region runs from base 222 to 1247 and encodes 341 amino acids. Lineage: Eukaryota; Metazoa; Chordata; Actinopteri; Osmeriformes; Osmeridae.
CCGCCCUCUUUAUGAUUCAGGUUUGGCCUUUUCCAGGUCCCGUGCGCACUCUAGACUAAGGCAUCCGGAUGAUGUGUUAUCCACAAAAAUAACGGAAACCUAUGGAAGUGGCGAGAAUAACGGGACAGCAUCUCUCUCCACAGGCGCGCUCCUUUCAUUCCCUCAUAUGAGAAUCUCAUCCUCUCCGCCGUAGCUUCUGGGAGCGCAAGCAGCCGUGAGUCAUGACUCUGAGUUCCGAGAUGUCGGAUGCCUCCAUCCUUUCGGAAGAGACCGACAUAGACGUGGUCGGCGAAGGAGAGGAAGGGGACAGCCAGACGCGCUCCUACGUAGAUGAGGUGGCCCAGAUGCACGACGACAUCCUCCUGGAUGGCUCCCCGCCAUGCAUGGACAAUGCUUCUUCCCGGGAUUCCUACAAACCAGCGAGUAAGAACACACUUGUGAAGCCCCCCUACUCCUACAUUGCCUUAAUCACCAUGUCCAUCCUUCAAAGCCCAAAAAAGAGACUCACCCUCAGCGAGAUCUGCGACUUUAUCAGCAACCGUUUCCCGUACUACAGGGAAAAGUUCCCAGCUUGGCAAAACUCCAUCAGGCACAACUUGUCCCUGAAUGACUGUUUCGUGAAGAUACCGAGGGAGCCUGGGAAUCCCGGUAAGGGCAACUACUGGACCUUAGACCCGGAAUCGGCUGAUAUGUUUGACAAUGGCAGCUUUCUGAGAAGACGGAAACGCUUCAAGCGCCAGCAGACGCAGGAUUUGCUUCGGGAGCACAACAGUUUUCUCCCCGCCGCUGCAUACGGCUAUGGACCCUACGGCUGCGGCUACGGUAUCCAGCUGCAGUCAUACCACACACACUCGGCGCUCUUUGCGUUUCAGCAGCAGCAGCAGUCCAGGCAUUCUCACACGGGAACCAUUAUCCCUGCACCUUCUUUGAUGCCUACUUCCACAGACUUGGCCAGGACCCGGUUUUACCCUCAGCUCAGUCCCAGCUUGUCCUCCCCCAUACAGACUGCAGCGAAGUCCAUCUCGCCUGUCCAACGGUCUCCCUUCUCCAUAGAGAGCAUCAUUGGGGGGUCGUUAAGCCCCGCGCACACUCACUGUGCCUCGCGGACUUCUCCUGUUGUUCCAAUGUUAUCGUCCUCACUUGCGCCACAUUCGCCCAACCUUCCACCGAGCGUGCACCAAGGAACUGUUUUACACACAGUCGAGAACUUUCCCAACAGAAUUGUGAACGGCACUAGUGGCUGUUAAAUUUCUUAACUUCAAAGUUUUCGACAGGCACAAACCCGCCCCUCUUUGAAGGUAGGAUUAUUUUUGUAUGUUCAUUUGAUAACACGCAGCUGAAUGACGGACAUAAACACUAUUCGUGCCUAUAUUCAUGCUGUAAAAGGUAGUUGGGCCUAUAUUUAUGUUAUAAUUUUUAGUGUGAAUUAAUUCUUUUCACGAACUUUUCAUUUUCAUGAAGUGAUUCGUUUAAGUCACUGUGUAGGGUGUCUCAGGAUGACUUCUGAACAAUUUAUAAUGGUCACGUGUCUAAAACAAUGUAUUUUGUGUCAAACACACCCAUGUUUUUAGUUUGACAAAUUGAGACAUUUGAACUGUUUUGGUUGAUUUUUUGGUUCUGCUUUGUUUUGAAAAGACACAAUGAGAGAGAAAUUCAUUUAUACAGUAUGCAGUGUGUGUUUCUUUCAAUAAUAAACAUUGUACAUUCGUUGGCAAGUAUUGUAUAAUCGGAGUGUGAUAUUUUUACACGAUUUGUUUUUCAAUAAGAAUAAAUAUCGUUUUGCAAAAAUGAAAGAUGUUUUUGAAUUAACUUAUUAAAAUAUUUAUUCCAAGUUAGCAAUAGCCUACCGACCUGCAUUAAGUUUGGUAUUGUGCAAAUAGCUAUAGGGCCAUAUAUAGCCUAUUUUUAAUACAACUUUCCACUUUAAAUGUCCUGCAUAGACGUUAGCCUGUAAAUGAUUGUUUAUGAAGUUCAUUUGAUUUAUCUACUUUUAAAUAACUAACUAAAAGGAAUAGGCCUAAUAGGUUACAUAUAAUAACAGCUAAUAACACUACUAGAGCUGAACAAGAAUAGUUUAUUAUACUAUAUUAAAACUAAUAGCCUACUGAUUGUGGAAUGUUCAAAAAUAGUGGUACAACUCUACCAUAGCGUACAAU